Messenger RNA from Malurus melanocephalus (red-backed fairy wren), 5986 nucleotides. It is a transcript of the gene ALPK3, whose product is annotated as alpha kinase 3. Gene Ontology annotation, cellular component: nucleus. Gene Ontology annotation, biological process: cardiac muscle cell development; protein phosphorylation. Bases 213 to 4715 code for a protein of 1500 amino acids. The transcript has 13 exons. Gene Ontology annotation, molecular function: protein serine/threonine kinase activity; ATP binding. Lineage: Eukaryota; Metazoa; Chordata; Aves; Passeriformes; Maluridae. The record is from RefSeq and is a predicted model, not a curated record.
UCCCCUGCGGUGGGGAGAUUAUUUUAAGAAAAAGUUUACUUCUUCCUGAAAAGCUGAACUGGAGCGGGCAGCGAUGGCAGGGAGGAGCGGGAGGAGGAGGCCGGGUGCCGCGUCACGAUUGACAGCGGCAUGUGCGGGGCGCCUAUAAACGGCGGCGCUGAGUGACAGGGCGGGCAGCGACGGCCGCGGGGCAGGGCAGCCGCACUCCGGCCAUGGGCUCGACCCGCCGGGCCCUCGCGGGCCUCUACGGGCGGGGAACGAGCCACAUCGACGGGGCGGAGGAGGCCGAGAGCGCGGCCUGGGCCUCGAGGCCGGACCGGCGGAGUUACCUGCUGGGCAUCCGGCCCCAGAACAGGAGCACCUUCUGCGCAAUCAUUUCUCAGCUGACGGAGGAAACACAGCCACUAUUUGAAACCACUAUCAAAUCCCGUUCUGUGUCCGAGGACUCUGAUGCUAAAUUCACGUGCAUAGUGACAGGGUACCCACAGCCRGAGGUGACGUGGUACAAGGAUGAUGAGGAGAUGGAUCGCUACUGUGGCUUACCCAAGUAUGAGAUAUUCCGUCAUGGAAACCGCCACACUCUACAGCUCUACAAGUGCCGGGAGGAGGAUGCAGGCAUUUACCAGGCCUCAGCUAGAAAUACCAAAGGCAUUGUGUCCUGUUCCGGUGUGCUGGAAGUGGGAACCAUGACGGAGUUCAAAAUCCAYCAGAAGUGGUUUGACAAAAUCAAGAGAAAAGCUGAAGAAAAGCUGCAAGAGAUAGAACAAGGCAAGAAACGAGGAAAAGAAAAUGUGGAAGUGGAGAAAUUGCAGGGAAUGAGCCCUGAACGACUCCAGAGGAAGCGGAGGCUGGCUAGAGAUCAGAACCUCCAAUCAGGAGACUCUUCAUGGGAGAAGGAAGAUGCAGCAAAAGUGCACGUUGCAGAUUCACAGUCCAGGUUACACAAGGAUAUUGCUGAGACAAAGGAGCAGCCACUCAGUGUGAUGCCAGGCUUCCCAAACAAACUGGUGUCCCCUCUGAAAGCAGAGGUGACCACCAAUGGAGAUGCCACUUUGGAAAGUGGGGAGGAGAGCGGGAGCAACUUUCUCGCRUACAUCUACGAGACAGUGGAGGACCUGGCGACUAAGCCAGGGGCAAAAGACUCUGCUGCUAAAAAGAAAAAGAAGGUGGRGGGUCCUUCAGCAGCAACGCAGGAAGUUUCCAAGCGAGAAGAAAGUGGGAGAGAUAGGGCCAAUCUGUCUUCAAAUCCCAGGUUUGCUCCUCCUGUCCCCUUACGCAGGAAUGCACGUGUGAAGGCAGCAAGCGAUCAAGAAGUAGAAACCAGUCCAGAAGUCAAAGAGCCUGGGAAAGCUGUGAAACAGGACACUAAAACCAGUGACGAUGUGUGCUUCUCUUUAAAGGACUUGUAUUUCGAUAAGCAAGUGAAACCAGAGGCAAGGAAGAAGGAGGUGGGAGCAACGGACGAGGCCAGGCAUGAGGCUGUCCUGCAGCCAGUGGCAGUCUGCAGACAGACAGAGAAUGCUCCACUGUCCUCUGAGGUGUUGGAGGCAGGACCUGUGUUGUCCGAGGGACAGAGAGGCCAGCAGCAAGAGCAGAAGUUGGAGGAAAACAAAGAGAUUGCAGCAAGAGUGGGACAGUCUCCUGGUGACCUAAAGCAUCUAGUAUCCAGUCCAAUCACAGAGACUAGUCAGCAAGCCAGUAAGCUAGAGGAGGUCAGGAAAGAGGUGCCUGUGUGCCAGGAGACCAGGGGUUCUGUGAAAAGGACAAAUCCUCGGUUUAGGCCUCAGGAGCCACCAAAGCCCCCAGCACCAUCUCCAGACCAUGUGCAGUCUGGCGAGCAGCACCCACCCCCUAGGAAACAGGCAGAAAGACAUUCCCAUGCUCUUGAGGGCAGAGAGACUCAGCCAGGACUGUUAAAACAAGAGAACAAAAACCAAGGUGGGGAAGAAUCCUUGCUAAAAACUUUGAGUCCYCCGGAACCUGGCGAAAACACUCCUCUUGAACAAAUCCCAUGUCAGACAGUCAAGGAUGGGAAGAGCAAAGAGGCAGGAGCAGAGUUGUGUGGGAGCCAUCCUGGUGUGAGGUCAGGAGAGAGUGAUGCAGCAGAACCACGUCCUGGGGCUGUGCACAGGGUGGCAGAAGGGGCACCUUUGGGACAUCAGAACACUGAAAUGGCAGCUCCUCCUUCAGUUCCUCUUGCCGAGGAAGAGCUGCAUCCUGCCCCUGCAGGGAGGCCAUCGGUGACUUGGGACGCACUGCUGGCAGCUCGUGGCACCCYAGGGAUGGAAGCCACUGCAGUAGAGGUCCCAUCUGGAGCCCAGCUGCUGCCUCCUGCAAGUAGAGAAACAGAAGUCACAGCAACAGAUGGAUCUGCCCCGCGAGAGGUGUUUUCAGCCAGCGCGUUAGAGGAGAAUGCCAAACCAGUGCCCAUGGGACUUCAGGAGAAGGAGGGAGGACUGCUGACAGCCAUAGCUCCAUSCCAGGAACCAGCAGCAUCUUCAGGGACUUGGGAAGGAGUCUCUCAGGUUCAGCCAAAGGUACCACUGGUCCUGCCUGGCUCCGAGACAUCUCAGGAGAUGUCUUUGGAAGAGAAAAUGCAGCACAAAAACCUGGUUUCCUCCUUAAAGAACUACCUGCUGCUACUUCUAAAAAUGUCAGAUAGCAGUAAGGAUGCCACAAAAGGAGACACUGACUCUGGGGACAAGGAGCAGCCAAAUGCAGGGGAAGGCAUGAUCCCAGAGAUAGGCAUUGCUGGCCUUAGCCCUCGCACCUCAAGGAGAGUUUUGGAAAAGGUACAGAACAACCAGCUCUUCCAGACAGCAGAGAACUUGCCUCUGACCCCCAGGACAUCCAGACGGAUCACRGGCAUGAUUAACGAGGAAUUUGUUACCAGCAAGGAGAUUCUGGCUUGCCAACCUGUGCCACCAAAGAGGCGCACCUGGAAGGCUCCUGAGGCCGAGGGGCCACCUCCGCUCUCAGUGCCUUCCAUUGUGGUGGGCAGCAUGCCCACAUCAGGAGUGGCUCCUCAUCUUUCUGAUGUGCCUCCAGUGAGUUCUGAAGAGAGCCCUGCUGACCCUCUGGCAGUGCUACCUUGUGCCACACCAGAAGAACUUGCUUUGGGAGCCCGGCGCAAAAUAUACCUGCCAAAACCCAAACAGGUCGGGGAGGAAGAGGAUGUGGCCCCCGGGAGCACGGGGCAUGCACGAAGUCCAACUGUUUCACCACGGCAAUCCAGGAAGAAUGCAUCCCUCUUGCAAUCUCCUGCCCCAGCUCCAUCCUCUGCCCCAGAGCAGUGCUCUCCAACCCUCAUGAGGAAGAUGGCCACAUUGGAGGUUCCUAAGCUGUAUGAGGAACCUGCAGGUGACACCACUGCUGRCCAAGAGGUCCCUGAAGAUGCUAAGCCAGAGGCACAGCCAGCUGAGUCCCAGAAAACAAAUAACCCACUUAAAGCUCCACAGGUGGUCCGUAAGAUCAGGGCCGAACAAUUUUCCGAUGCAUCAGGAAACCUGAAACUUUGGUGCCAGUUCUUCAAUAUAUUGAGUGAUUCUAAGCUGACGUGGUACAAGGACGAGAUCCCUGUAGCUGAAGCCCAAAGGAGUGCUGGUGACGAGGGCCAGGCAGCUUUGGCUGUUGUGCAGGCRUCCCAGAAGGAUUGCGGGGUGUAUCGGUGCGUGAUCAGCAACGAGUAUGGCACCGACUCCACGGAUUUCCUGCUCAGCCCGGAAGURUUAUCGGGAUUUAUCCUGCGGGAAGAGAUUGAAGUUGGAGAGGAGAUCGAGAUGACACCCAUGGUGUUUGCCAAGGGUUUGGCUGAUGCAGGCUACUGGGGGGAUAAGCUCUUCGGGCGCGUGGUGAGCGAGGACAUGGAAGUGGGUGCUGGUUUCCUGCGCAAAGCCUGCCGUGCCAGAGCCAUCUACGGCCUGGAGCCUAUCUUUGAGUCUGGCCACACCUGUGUCAUCAAAGUGCACAAUUUCAUCAUCUUUGGGACCAAGAAUGAGAACAGCCUUAUYGAGAAGAACUAUGAUAUCACCAUCCAGGAAUGUAAAGUCCAAAACUCCAGCCGUGAGUACUGCAAGAUCUUUGCUGCUGAGGCACGAGCUGUCCCUGAUUUUGGAGCGGUGCCUGAGAUAAUUCCUCUGUACCUGAUUUAUCGACCGGCCAACAACAUCCCUUAUGCCACAAUGGAGGAGGACCUGGGCCAGCCCUGCAAGCAGUACUGUGUAACUGAGAGAGAUGGCAGCUUGGUGGCACGAGGCACCUCGGAGAUUGUGCUCAAAUGCUGUACCUUCCAGCAUUGGGUCUACCAGUGGACAAAUGGAAACAUCCUCGUGACUGACAUGGAAGGAGUGGGCUGGAAGUUGACCAACGUGCGGAUUGCUACCAACCUGAAAGGGUACCAGGGGCUGAAGGAGAGCUGCUUCCCGUCCCUGCUGGAGCAAUUCCCAACCGCUCACAGAUGCAAUCGUUACUGCAGCAUCCUGGGCCUGAAGACGCUGGAGCCAACCAAGCCCAAGGGCUCCAAGAGUCCCUGCCUGGGCAGGAAAUCUGCCCAGUCCAGCCCCCAGCUCCAGAAGAAGGUGCUGACAAGUCCUCAAGGCACCCGCAAGGCUGCUGUGAGCCCCAAGAGCUCCCGGAGAGCUGCAGAAACAGGGGAGGCUUCAACAGCCUCCAAACCCAGGUCAGGAGAGAGCGGCAAAGCUGGCUGCCCGCAGUAGCCAGAGCUGCUGCAGCUGGGACUCCCACUCUGGCCCCCAGCCUGGGUGCAGCAUGUGACCAGUGUGGGAAGGGGAGACCCUGGCAGUGGCCAUCAGGGGCUCCUGCCUGGCCUGCACGCUCACAGUGUGUGGUGUGUGCUAAUUGUGAGCAGUUGGGCCAGGCCUGCGGGGUUGGGAGCCAUGGGCCACUACCCCAGUACCUCUGUACAGGAGCUGUUGCUGGAGCCUGCUGGGGCCAUGUGCUUCUCCGUGCUUGGACUCACUUUCCUCUCUCAAYUUUCCAUAGCCUUCCUUGAGGCAGGGGCAGAGCUCCCUCAGGCUUUGCAGGCACCAUGUCCCUGCCUGGCUCCCCAGCAAACUCGGAGUCCUGGAGGCCCUACUGGCUCCCAGCACUUUGUGUCCCUCUCUGUGUCCCCCAUAAAGCAACCAGGCCGAGCCUCGCCAGUGCUGUCAAGGAUGAGAGCUCYACCAGUGCCCAGGCAGUCCCCUGUGCCCUGGCAUGCCCUUUUUUCCUGCAGAGGGUUCCAGCAGUUGCUGCAGGGCUCCUCUGCUAUGGUGUAGGGCUCUGCGGUGUUGGCUGGUUCCAGGGCAGAGUGCUCGCACUGGUAGCAGCAGCUGCAUAGGGAUGGGAUUUUGCASCCCUGCCUUCCCCUGCGGGGAAGUCUCUCACCCGCUUGCUGGGGUCUGCUGAGGGUGGGUGGCCAUGCUGCUCUGGGUGGUGGCCAGUGCUAUGGUAAGGAUGCUCUACCUCACAUGGGAUACCUGGGAGCAGGGCAAAGGGGCAACUUCCCCCCAUGCCAGGCUCUGCCUUGGCAGAUGGGGGUGUCUAGCCCACAAGGCUCGCUCCUCCUUCCCCUACUGCCAUACAUAGACCCUGUACACCCCAGCCCCACAGCAUGGUCUGGUGCUUAGCAUCACCCCUGUUUGGCACAUUCUGGGCUCCAGUGACAGCUGGUGGUACCCACUCCAAAUCCUGCUACCCCUGGCUCGAGACAGUGAUGGACAGGUACAGGAGCUAUCUGCUCCAUCACCCCACAGAGCAUUUCCUUCCUCAGGGCAGGAGAGUGCUGGGUGCCAGUGACAACCACCCUGCAGUGUGGGCUCCCAAAUGGUGGCUCAGUGCAGCCUGAUGGAGGGAAGGGGCCAGGCUGGGAAGCAUGGCAUGCUCUGGGCUCCUCCUCYUUCAACGUUGGGUGACUGUAAAAUACCGAUAUACAUAAUGCAGCUGCAUUGGUGACUCGGUGCUCUCGAGUGCAAUAAAGCGAGAAGGA